Molecule: messenger RNA, 366 nt
Organism: Ostertagia ostertagi
Lineage: Eukaryota; Metazoa; Nematoda; Chromadorea; Rhabditida; Trichostrongylidae
Source: the annotation of a GenBank genome assembly
AUGUGGUGCGUGGUAUUCGUCUUCUCCCUGUUCGUCUGCUCACUUGCCAGCUCCAGUGAGGAUCAGCUGUCGGAGCAGUUCUGCCGCCAGUUUCCCUCACUACAUCUGUGCCGUCUCCACGACACACUCCAAGGGUCCCUCGUCGAACUGCAGUACUUACUCCAGGACACUAAUGUGGAAACAGGAGAGCCAGGAAUCACUGCACAGAAACGCAAGUCGGCGUUCGUUCGCUUCGGAAAGAGAUCUAUUGACGAGGCUGGGGAUGUAGAAAAGAGAAAGUCGGCAUUUGUGCGAUUCGGUCGUUCGGCACCAUUCGAUAUGCCGGAGAAGAGAAAAAGUCAAUACAUUCGAUUCGGCAGAAAGUAG